CCCUCCCGGAACCGGAAGUGCCGCGCUGCCCGCCGGGUAACCGCUUCCGCCGCCGCCGCCGCCGCUGCUGUUGUCGUCUCUCCCCGCCGCCGCGAUGAACAAGAAGAAGAAGCCGUUCCUGGGCAUGCCCGCGCCCCUCGGCUACGUGCCGGGGCUGGGCCGCGGGGCCACCGGCUUCACCACCCGCUCCGACAUUGGCCCCGCUCGCGACGCCAACGACCCCGUGGAUGACCGCCAUGCGCCCCCGGGGAAAAGGACGGUCGGGGACCAGAUGAAGAAGAACCAGACGGCUGAUGAUGACGACGAGGACUUGAACGACACCAAUUACGAUGAGUUCAACGGCUAUGCUGGGAGCCUGUUCUCAAGCGGUCCCUAUGAGAAGGACGACGAGGAAGCAGAUGCUAUUUAUGCAGCUUUGGAUAAAAGGAUGGAUGAACGGAGGAAGGAGAGAAGGGAACAACGGGAGAAAGAGGAAAUCGAAAAAUACCGUAUGGAACGACCCAAAAUUCAGCAGCAGUUCUCCGACUUGAAACGGAAGCUAGCGGAGGUCACAGAAGAAGAGUGGCUGAGCAUUCCAGAGGUUGGCGAUGCCAGGAACAAGCGUCAGAGGAAUCCUCGUUAUGAGAAGCUGACUCCCGUACCCGACAGCUUCUUCGCAAAACAUUUACAGUCGGGGGAGAAUCACACCACUGUUGACCCACGCCAGACGCAAUUUGGUGGAUUGAAUACCCCCUAUCCAGGGGGCUUGAAUACUCCGUACCCAGGAGGGAUGACACCAGGCUUAAUGACACCUGGGACAGGUGAAUUGGAUAUGAGGAAGAUCGGCCAAGCCAGGAACACCCUGAUGGAUAUGAGGCUAAGCCAGGUGUCAGACUCCGUGAGUGGCCAGACUGUGGUGGAUCCCAAAGGAUAUCUGACAGACCUGAAUUCCAUGAUUCCCACACACGGAGGAGAUAUCAACGAUAUUAAAAAGGCUCGUUUGCUCCUGAAAUCUGUACGAGAGACCAACCCUCAUCAUCCACCAGCUUGGAUAGCGUCAGCCCGACUGGAGGAAGUCACUGGCAAACUGCAGGUGGCUCGGAACCUUAUCAUGAAAGGAACAGAGAUGUGCCCCAAGAGUGAAGAUGUUUGGUUAGAAGCUGCUCGGCUUCAGCCUGGGGAUACAGCCAAGGCCGUUGUGGCCCAAGCUGUCCGCCACCUCCCGCAGUCCGUCCGGAUCUAUAUAAGAGCAGCAGAGCUGGAGACAGAUAUCCGGGCAAAGAAGCGCGUUCUUAGGAAAGCCCUUGAGCAUGUUCCAAAUUCAGUGCGUUUGUGGAAGGCAGCUGUGGAGUUAGAAGAACCUGAGGAUGCCAGGAUCAUGCUGAGUCGAGCUGUGGAAUGCUGCCCAACUAGUGUUGAACUGUGGCUUGCGCUGGCGAGACUGGAGACAUAUGAGAAUGCUCGUAAAGUCCUUAACAAAGCCCGUGAGAAUAUUCCAACAGAUCGUCACAUUUGGAUUACUGCUGCCAAAUUGGAAGAAGCCAAUGGAAACACCCAGAUGGUGGAGAAAAUCAUCGACAGAGCCAUCACAUCUCUUAGGGCUAACGGGGUGGAAAUCAACAGAGAGCAAUGGAUACAGGAUGCGGAGGAAUGUGAUAAAGCCGGAAGCGUGGCCACGUGCCAGGCAAUCAUGCGAGCUGUGAUUGGGAUUGGGAUUGAGGAAGAAGAUCGGAAACAUACCUGGAUGGAAGAUGCAGACAGCUGUGUUGCUCAUAACGCUCUGGAGUGUGCCCGAGCAAUUUACGCGUAUGCCUUGCAAGUUUUCCCAAGCAAGAAGAGCGUGUGGCUGAGAGCGGCGUACUUCGAAAAGAACCAUGGAACAAGAGAAUCCUUGGAGGCUCUUUUGCAGAGAGCCGUUGCUCACUGUCCCAAAGCAGAAGUGCUCUGGCUCAUGGGAGCCAAGUCGAAGUGGCUGGCGGGAGACGUGCCAGCAGCCAGAAGCAUUCUGGCCCUGGCUUUCCAGGCCAACCCCAACAGCGAGGAGAUCUGGCUGGCUGCCGUGAAGCUCGAGUCAGAAAACAAUGAAUAUGAAAGAGCGAGGAGGCUGCUGGCAAAAGCUCGCAGCAGUGCCCCCACUGCAAGGGUCUUCAUGAAGUCUGUGAAGUUAGAAUGGGUGCUCGGAAACAUUGCUGCAGCCCAGGAGCUCUGUGAGGAAGCCCUGAAACACUACGAGGACUUCCCCAAACUGUGGAUGAUGAAAGGACAAAUUGAAGAACAAAAGGAGCUGGUAGAGAAAGCACGGGAGGCUUAUAAUCAAGGGUUGAAAAAGUGUCCCCAUUCCAUACCCCUGUGGCUUUUGCUGUCCAGGCUGGAGGAGAAGGUGGGGCAGUUGACCAGAGCAAGAGCCAUCUUGGAAAAGUCUCGCCUGAAGAAUCCAAAGAAUCCAGAUCUCUGGUUAGAGUCCGUGCGACUGGAGUACAGAGCUGGGCUAAAGAACAUCGCAAAUACUCUGAUGGCCAAGGCGUUGCAAGAGUGCCCCAAUUCAGGAAUCCUGUGGUCAGAGGCAAUUUUCCUUGAAGCGCGACCGCAACGGAAGACCAAGAGUGUGGAUGCUCUGAAGAAGUGUGAACACGACCCGCACGUCCUGUUGGCUGUGGCCAAGUUGUUCUGGAGCGAGCGUAAAAUAACCAAGGCCCGAGAGUGGUUCCACCGAACUGUGAAGAUAGAUUCUGACCUGGGAGACGCCUGGGCUUUCUUUUACAAAUUUGAGCUUCAGCAUGGCACGGAGGAACAACAAGAAGAGGUAAGGAAGCGCUGCGAGAACGCUGAACCCCGCCACGGAGAGCUCUGGUGUGACGUCUCCAAGGACAUAGCAAACUGGCAGAAGAAGAUCGGAGAGAUUCUUGUGCUUGUGGCAGCCAAGCUUAAAAACACGUUCUAGGGCGCGCUGCCUUCAGCUGGAUCAGUCAUCUCUGUCGGGCCUGUCUGCCUGCCUGCUUUCAGAUCGUUUGCCCGCAGAGUGGCAGAUUUCAGAGGACGGGAGAUGGGUGGCAAUAUGACAGAUCUUUCUUCCAAAAAGCAAAGCUGGGUCCUCCUCCUUUUCCUGGUGAUAGUGCUCUAGGCUCACACAAUGCCGUAAUCAGCUUCUGCAGCACAAGUGCAUCUCAUUCCCCUCUGAAUGUUGCUGCUGGUGUAAUUGCAGGGGAGCCGAGCGGUUCUCUCAGGCUGUGUUGGCAUUUUCAUUUUGAUGCCUGAAUCCCCUCUGUAAAUACGAGCCUUAAUCAGCGCUCGCGUGGUUUCUGAUGUUAGCAGUUGCUCUGGAUUCCUCUGCGGCACGAACGCCCCUCCUGCCCUUGUCCUUUGUGCGGUUCCUUCAGUGUUUGGCCCACCUGAUGCAAUUUCUCUGCCAGCAUCUGUUGUGUUGCUGUUUGAAUGUCCUCAGAGAUGGGGCAGGGCUCUGCUGGGGGGGGGGGAGCUGGGCAGCUGAGGGGAAUGGCUGGGGUGAGCCUUUUUUUAAAAAAAAUCCCUUUUUUGGCCAAAGGUCUGGUCUGACUUGAUCUCCUCCAGGCAAGCUGCAACACAACUCGAGUAUUCCUCAAACCUGAGCAGAUGGAGCAUUUUGUGAGAUUCCAGAGCAUAUUUUUAGAGACUUUCCUUAAUUUUUUUAAGUGUACAUAGUAUGACCUUAUUCUCGUAGGUGCCCGAUCGCAUGAAGCACAGCGGUAUUUUAAAGUAAUAAGGCGAAAGCCGGCAACCCCUGCAGGCCCUUUUAGAGGAAAAACCUUUUGUUAGAGCCGUGGAGGGACCGUGCACCUGUACAGUGCCAUCAGUGGGUGUUUGGGAAGGCUGUCCUCAGGUGCAGAUGGCGAAGAGCAGACUGAUCAGAGCGAGAUCUUGGCGUUUGGGACCCUUUGAAAGUUGUCUUCAAUUCUCUGUACUUGCAACCUGUGUUACUUUGACCUGACGAACCUGCCUGACUUGUGAUCGUUCGUUGAACUAGAAGGUGUAAUGCCGUGCGUAUUGGGAUUUAGAAGUAUCCAGGUCUGUGUGUGUGCAGUAUGUAAUGAGCUAGAGGAAAAAACCACCUUAUUUGUCUGGAAAAUCUGUAUAAAACAUGGCUUGUGCUUUGUUUCCUUA
Molecule: messenger RNA, 4116 nt
Organism: Oxyura jamaicensis (ruddy duck)
Lineage: Eukaryota; Metazoa; Chordata; Aves; Anseriformes; Anatidae
Gene: PRPF6
Product: pre-mRNA processing factor 6
Exons: 21
Coding region: 95-2920 (941 amino acids)
Biological process (GO): spliceosomal tri-snRNP complex assembly; mRNA splicing, via spliceosome
Cellular component (GO): U4/U6 x U5 tri-snRNP complex; catalytic step 2 spliceosome
Molecular function (GO): protein binding
Source: RefSeq, a predicted model, not a curated record